AUGGCUCCCCUCCUCGAAGAUCCCCGAAUCCGCCAGACGUGGAACAACAUUUCGCACAAUGCUGAGACCGCGACGGAGACUGCGGCGGCUGGAAUAUGGUCAUUUGUGCACGAUUACAUCAAUCCAUGCUUUGCGUCGAUGGGAGAGAGCAUCGAACAAUGCACGACACAAUGCUUCCCCGAUCGCGAAGAGAGGGCUAGGCGACUACGCGAGCGCGACAGAGCUAGAGGCAGGGCAGAGUAUAGCUUCGACUUCUACGACGAUUGGGAUGAUGAGGACGCUGGCGCUAGUGGUGGUCUUUUAGGAUGGGGGAAUGAUGAGCUGGACAGGCUGCUGGCUGGAAGUGGGUCGAAUAGUCAUGGGCCAGACGAUCAGCCAUCAGGAAGGAAGAGGAAAAUGAGUUACGGGACCAGGCGCACCACAAAGCGGAGAGGGACACUUGAUGGCUUGCCGGAUCCGACAAUUAUCCCGAGUACAAGUGCCCUCGGAUUCUUACAACGUCUCCCAUUCAAGUUUGGUGGAACGUUAAGAUACAAGCCAAGCGCAGCCGACUUGCAGGACCAUCCCGGCACGCAUAGGGCAGAGCUUGGAGAUGAUGCUGAGGCGGAGCCUCUCAUAGACGAUGAUCAUAGCGAUGAUAGCGACGCUGGAGAUCUAAACAUUAAAAAGACGCGGCCGAGAAGUUCUACCAGUGCUUCAGGAGACACUUCAGACUCGUUUAGGUCAAGGGGCGACCUCUUCCCUAGUGAUGGAGAAGAUGAUGCUGUUCCACUGAGCGACGAAUUUGCGACCGCUCUUGGACGGCGUGGUACCGUCACCACCUUGGAGGAUCACAGCAGCAGUAAAACAAGAAACAGCAGCAAAGGAAAGAGCCGUGAGCGAUCGGCGGCAAUGUCGAGGGCACUCUCUGGAACAUCGCAUUCUUCGAACCAGUCACUCAGUGGACUAGGUUCUAAAACAGACGAGUCGGCUGCGCAACCUUUGGAUGGACUGAAUGAGGAGGACAGCAACAUACCACAUCUAUCUGAGUUACAGCAGGAGGAGGAACGGCUCCGACAACAAGAAGAAGCUGAGCUACAGUCAAAACGCGAGGCUGCUCUUAAGUUGGCUUCAGAGCGAGGAUUGGGCAGUGGCGAGCUUCGUUCAGGGUUGCAGACGCCCAUGCGCCAGAGUUUGCGCACUCGCAAUUCCGAAGACCACCUAUCACCCAAAACAGCAAACGCUGCAGAGGUCGAUACAAAUCCCAGCUCAGAACCUGCUGUCACGAAUGGACUCACGAAUGGCUCUUCAAAUGAAGCUACGUCUGACUCUGAGGAAACUGCAGAACCGGAUUUUGUGCCGGCAAGAUUACCUCGAUUUUAG
This is a messenger RNA of Pseudogymnoascus destructans, 1362 nucleotides long. RefSeq lists its product as uncharacterized. Bases 1 to 1362 code for a protein of 453 amino acids. Lineage: Eukaryota; Fungi; Ascomycota; Leotiomycetes; Thelebolales; Thelebolaceae. The record is from RefSeq and is a predicted model, not a curated record. The transcript has a single exon.